AUGGUAGGCUACGACUGCGCUGGUGUGGUAAAGGAGGUUGGGGACGAUGUGAAGAAAUUCAAGGUUGGUGAUGAGGUUUAUGUGAGACUACCAGAGAGCCAUCGUGGUUCAUGGGCUGAGUACGCCACAUGUCCUGAAAGCUACAUCGCAUCCAAACCGAAGAUGCUGAAUUUCGAAGAGGCAGCAUCGUUACCAUUGGCUGCGGUAACUGCUUUACAGGCCUCGCGAAAAUACAGGGGCUCAUUGGAGGGCAAGACAGUAUUUGUGCCUGCUGGAUUAAUCGAUUACACCAAGGAAGAGCCUACCACUGUCAUCCCACGUGGAAGCGUCGACUUCGUCUUUGACACUACCGGAGAAGCUAUGCGAUUUCUCUCUCUCAUGACACCUUCAACUAGCUCCAUCGUCUCGAUCUCGACAUUACCUUCUGGCACGCAGCUGCAAGGCUCGUCAAUCAUGCGACGGCCUGAUAACCCUCAGAUGCCGUGGCUGGAAUACCUGAGCCUGAACCUCUUGGACAUAGUGAGCAAGUUGCGAGCAAGAAGAUGGGGAGUGGAGUAUCAGUACAUGUUCCUGGAGCCAGACGGCGAGGAUCUGGGCGAGAUCACCAACUACGUCGAAGAGGGACUACUAAGACCGGUCAUUGGAUCUACAGCAGACAUGAAGAAUCUCGAUAGCGUAAGAAAGGUAGCUGGCUUCGUCUAUGAUGGCAAAGGAGGACUCGGAAAGUCAGUCAUCAAGGUGCGGUAA
Messenger RNA from Lithohypha guttulata, 747 nucleotides. RefSeq lists its product as uncharacterized. The transcript is spliced from 3 exons. Lineage: Eukaryota; Fungi; Ascomycota; Eurotiomycetes; Chaetothyriales; Trichomeriaceae. The coding region runs from base 1 to 747 and encodes 248 amino acids. The record is from RefSeq and is a predicted model, not a curated record.